Messenger RNA from Angiostrongylus costaricensis, 1620 nucleotides. Lineage: Eukaryota; Metazoa; Nematoda; Chromadorea; Rhabditida; Metastrongylidae. The record is from the annotation of a GenBank genome assembly.
AUGGCAAGUUCAAAGGAUAUACGCAUAUAUAAACGUGAUCCGGCUAAGAGGGUCUUUGUGAACCGUUCGCUUCGUAUGGAGAAGAUUAACUUCUUUGGUUUCGACAUGGACUAUACACUCGUUCAGUAUAAGUCUCCAGAUCUCGAAAUCUUAGCAUUUGACUUGGCCGUACAACGACUAAUCGACAUAGGAUAUCCAGAAGGAAUUCGUAAAUUCAAAUAUGACCCCAUAUUUCCAGUUCGAGGACUAUGGUUCGAUUAUUCCUAUGGAAAUCUUCUAAAAGUUGAUGGAUUUGGCAAUAUCUUGGUUGGCAUGCACGGGUUUAAAUUUCUGAAAGCGGCAGAAAUUGAAGAAAUAUAUCCGAACAGAUACCUACAGUUGUCUGAGUCUCGUGUGUUCGUACUCAAUACGCUGUUCAAUUUGCCGGAGACCCACCUGCUUGCAUACCUUAUCGACUUUUUCGAUACCCACCUGGAUUAUACGCCGCUAGAGGACAAAACUGGUCUGCGAGGUGGUGAUGUCCUAAUGUCAUACAAGUCAAUUUUUCAUGAUUGCCGUAGUGCCAUCGACUGGGUGCACUUAGAGAGCAACAUGAAAGAAAUCAUCCUUGCUAACGUGGAGAAGUACGUGUUGUAUGAUGAUCGAGCAGCCUUAUUAUUACGACAAUUACGUGAAGCUGGACGUCAAACAUUUCUACUGACAAAUAGCGAGUACAGUUACACUAAUAAAAUGAUGACUUUUAUGCUUGGGAAAGAAUGGCGAUCGUUCUUUAACGUUACCGUUGUGGACGCUCGGAAACCAAAGUGGUUCGCAGAGGGUACAGUAUUUCGUGAGGUCGAUACUUCCACUGGUGCUGUUAAACUUGGAUUUCAUACAGGUCCAUUGAAGGAAGGUGUUGUGUACUCUGGAGGCUCAUGCGAUGCCUUUCAUAAAAUCGUGAAGGCUCGUGGCAAAGAUGUGCUCUACAUUGGUGAUCACAUCUUUGGAGAUGUACUGAGGUCAAAGAAAUCUCGUGGCUGGAGGACAUUUUUGGUGGUUCCAGAGUUGCAUCACGAACUGACAGUUUGGACAGAUCGUCGACCAUUGUUCGAGCAGCUCAAUGAACUUGACAACACCUUGGCAGAUAUCUAUAAAAACCUUGACGCGACAGCGAGAAGAAAGCCUCAAAUCCACACUAUCCUUCAAAAAGUGAAGAGUAUUGCGCACGAAAUGGAUCAGGAAUAUGGUGUUUUGGGAUCACUGUUCCGCGCUGGAUCACGGACCACUUUCUUUGCCUCCCAGGUGGAGAGAUACGCUGAUUUGUAUGCCUCUUCCUGUUACAACUUAGUGCACUAUCCGUCUUUCUACUUUUUCCGCGCUGCCAUGCAACUUUUACCUCAUGAGAGUACUGUUGACCAUGCAUCGGUACUGAACAGUUCCGAUAAGGAUUCAAACGGACGAAGACCAUCCAUUGGACGGCAAGUACGUGGCUGGGCAAAGAGCACGUCAAAUGAGAACGAAUUCUGCCACGAAGAAGAAGAUGAGCAGUCUACCAGUGACGGCGAGGUUUUGUGUAAUUUCGAUUUGUUUUUUCCUCUUUUUUAUCAUAUUUUAAAGGACUCAAGAUAUGAUUUGAAGUAG